Meloidogyne enterolobii is the source of this 645-nucleotide messenger RNA. Lineage: Eukaryota; Metazoa; Nematoda; Chromadorea; Rhabditida; Meloidogynidae. The record is from the annotation of a GenBank genome assembly.
AUGGGCCCUCAUUUCAAAUAUUUAAUUGCUUUACUUGUUUGCAUCGUUUUAAUUGGUUCAGUAAAUGCAUCACUUUUUGGAGGCAGUCGAUUCCUUUGGGCAUCAGCUAGAGAAAGGCAUUUACCAGCCUUCUUUUCUGUUAUAAAUAGAGAACACGACAGUCCUAGAGCUGCUCUUUUUGUUCAUGUUGUUCUGGCAAUGUUUCUCUCAUUUCUUGGCAAUUUAGAGGAAAUGAUUAGUUAUGUUGCCUUUACAGUUUGGAUAAUUCGUUCAAUUACAAUGCUCUGCCUUUUCAAUAUCCGUUUUAAUAUUUGUAAACGUCCAGUUCACGAAAAAGCAAUUCGUGUUCCUUUAAUUUUGCCAAUAAUAUUUGUGAUUGUUUGCCUUUCUUUGGUGUCUAUAACAAUUAUACAAAGUUUUAAAUCCUCAAUUGUUGGACUUUUAAUUUUGGCUAUUGGAUUGGCUAUUUAUAUUUUAUUUAUUUGGGAAAAGGCUUUUCAAAGAUUUGGAGUUUAUAGACGUUUAUCUAAUUAUAUUAAUCAUGUAACAUGCACUUUGGCACAACUCAUCUUUAAUGGCAACAUAGAAUUGCUUAUCACCCCUACCGUUAAUUUUAAUGAUUCGUUAAGUGAAAAAUUGAUGUAA